Perca flavescens (yellow perch) is the source of this 1770-nucleotide messenger RNA. RefSeq names its product protein NLRC3-like. Bases 1 to 1770 code for a protein of 589 amino acids. NCBI's taxonomy places the organism in Eukaryota, Metazoa, Chordata, Actinopteri, Perciformes, Percidae. The transcript has 3 exons. The record is from RefSeq and is a predicted model, not a curated record.
AUGACUACGGGGGUGGCUGGCAUCGGGAAAACAGUCUUAACACAGAAGUUCACUCUGGACUGGGCUGAAGACAAAGCCAACCAGGACAUCCAGUUCACAUUUACAUUCACCUUCAGAGAGCUGAAUAUGCUGAAAGAGAAAGUGUUCAGCUUGGUGGAACUUGUUCAUCGCUUCUUUAGUGAAACCAAAGAAGCAGGAAUCUGCAGGUUUGAAGAGUUCCUGGUUGUGUUCAUCUUUGAUGGUCUGGAUGAGUGUCGAUUUCCUCUGGACUUCCUCAACACUGAGAUCCUGACUGAUGUUACUGAGUCCACCUCAGUGGAUGUGCUGUUGACAAACCUCAUCAGGGGGAAUCUGCUUCCCUCUGCUCGCCUCUGGAUAACCACACGACCUGCAGCAGCCAAUCAGAUCCCUCCUGAGUGUGUUGACAUGGUGACAGAGGUCAGAGGGUUCACCGACCCACAGAAGGAGGAGUACUUCAGGAAGAGAUUCAGAGAUGAGGAGCAGGCCAGCAGAAUCAUCUCCCACAUCAAGACAUCACGAAGCCUCUACAUCAUGUGCCACAUCCCAAUCUUCUGCUGGAUCACUGCUACAGUUCUGGAGAAGGUGUUAAAGACCAGAGAGGGAGGAGAGCUGCCCAAGACAUUGACUGAGAUGUAUAUCCGCUUCCUGGUAGUUCAUUCCAAACGGAAGAAUGUCAAGUAUGAUGGAGGAGCCGAGAAGGAUCCACAUUGGAGUCCAGACAGCAGUAAGAUGAUUGAGUCUCUGGGAAAACUGGCUUUUGAGCAGCUGCAGAAAGGCAACCUGAUCUUCUAUGAAUCAGACCUGACAGAGUGUGGCAUCGAUAUCACAGUAGCCUCAGUGUACUCAGGAUUGUUCACACAGAUCUUUAAAAAAGAGAGUGAACUGUACCAGGACAAGGUGUUCUGCUUUGUCCAUUUGAGCAUUCACGAGUUUCUGGCUGCUCUUCAUGUCCACCUGAAAUUCAGCAACUCUGGAGUCAACCUGCUAUUGGAGAAAUGGAAAGACAUCUGUUCUAAACUUUUUAGACACAAAUCAAUACGUUUCUACCAGAGUGCUGUUGACAAGGCCGUACAGAGUCCAAAUGGACACCUGGACUUGUUCCUCCGCUUCCUCCUGGGUCUUUCACUGGAGACCAAUCAGGCUCUCCUACGAGGUCUGCUGACACAGACAGAAACUAUGUCAGCGACAAACAAGAAAACAGUUGAGUACAUCAAGAAGAAGAUGGAUGAGGAUCUAUCUGCAGAGAGAAGCAUCAAUCUGUUCCACUGUCUGAAUGAACUGAAUGAUGGUUCUCUAGUGGAGCAGAUCCAACAGUCCCUGAGAUCAGGAAGUCUCUCCGCAGAUAAACUGUCUCCUGCUCAGUGGUCAGCUCUGGUCUUCAUCUUGCUGUCAGAGAAAGAUCUGGACGUGUUUGACCUGAAGAAAUACGAGGCUUCAGAGGAGGCUCUUCUGAGGCUGCUACCAGUGGUCAAAGCCUCCAAUAAAGCACUUCUGUCAGGCUGUAUGAUCUCAGAGAAAGGCUGUAUAUCUCUGGCCUCAGCUCUGAGGUCCAACCCCUCCCAUCUGAGGGAGCUGGACCUUACCUAUAAUCAUCCUGGAGAAUCAGGAGUGGAGCUGCUGUCAGCAGGACUUAAGGAUCCUAACUGGAGACUGGAAACUCUCAGGAUGGACAAUGGUGGACCGCAGAGGUUGAAACCUGGUCUGAGGAAGUGUGAGUGUGUUUUAAGUCAGAUUUAUUUUAUUCACUAA